AUGAGGCCUUCCCUUUCGAAGUCUGCUAAAAACACAUUGGGUGCCUUCACCAAGAGCAUAUCUGUGACCACCAAUGCCCCUGGCCUUGGUAGAGCUUUGAUCAAAUUCACAGAAUGGAAGUAUUGGUGCAAUCAGAUUGAUUAUAGCAAGAUCAUUUUCCCAAUCUCUCCGUUUUCAAGUAAAACGUUCGAUAGUUUUGGAGAUGCAUUUGCAAUGACUGAGAGAGACUUGAUGAGUUUAAGGCACGAACCGAACCCUAUAAAAUUGUUAGAAUGUCUUCCUCUACCCAAACAGCUAGGAAGAAGAGUCAACAACUUCUUGAUAAGCUUCUCGUUAAUGAGGAGCUCCAAUAACUGUGGUUCUCGGUCAAAACUCUUGAUCACUCGUGAGAUGGCAAGCCAUGCGCUCUCCAAACAUGCAGAGUCGGAAUAUUCAAUGGCCACGCGCUCUAUUAUUGGGAAAGCCUCGUUCAGGAGGUUGAAUUUGGAUAAAGGAACGUUCUUGCAUGAAUUGGCAGCGAUGGAAAGCGCUUUCCGUUGUGCGUGGAUUGUGAAGAAGUCCAAGUACAUCAAGCAUGCAGGAAGACAAUCUUUGAGUAGAAUUUCUCGGCCGCAUUCUCUGGAAAUCAUUUCCAGAGUCUGCAGAGCCUGUUCUGCCAAAUCGAUGUAA
This is a messenger RNA of Ogataea philodendri, 669 nucleotides long. RefSeq lists its product as uncharacterized. The coding region runs from base 1 to 669 and encodes 222 amino acids. The record is from RefSeq and is a predicted model, not a curated record. The transcript has 3 exons. NCBI's taxonomy places the organism in Eukaryota, Fungi, Ascomycota, Pichiomycetes, Pichiales, Pichiaceae.